AUGACAGAGACUCGCUCCAUUCGAAACAGACUCGGCAUCACGGAUGCCGAUCUUAGUCUGUCUAACGGGCGGCUCUACAAGUUCAAGACACGUCACCGCAUCAAGUUGCAUACAUUGCAUGGUGAAAGCCAUUCUGUUGGUCGUGUCAGCCUCGCUGUCAGUCAGUACGAGCUCCAAGAUCUCAUUGCCCAGUGCAACUCCGACGACGUGUUCAACUUGGACGAGUCUGCGCUUCUCUACCGCAUCACUUCCGACAAAACACUCGCGUCCGUCGGUCGACAUGGUUCAGCAACUGAAAAAUACCGUUUUGAGGGCGAAGCAGCCACGAGCGUUCCGACAAGUCAGGAUUUCAGCAAUGCGAUUCCAAUAUUUCUACAAUUCGACCGCGUGGCAGAAUCAAACCACGUUUGCCACUUGGCCUCAGCGUUUCAACCUCGAAAUGAGCGGCCGCAAGGUUCUUCUACUUCUGGUAAUGCGUCCAGCCAUACAGUCAACUAUGUAUGUCGGAAUGUGACGAUAAAGUUUCUGCCACCCAACAUGACAUCAUUGACCCAGCCAUUAAAUGCAGGUAAGCAAUACGGUAUCACAGCUCUAACUGCCUACCAACUACUGUCUCAGAGAUCGAAGUUGGAUGGGUUAGAGGGUAUGCAAUUUGCGAUCGCCAGUUGGGUAGAAGUGCCCGCUCAAGAGAACGAUUAUGGUCGCGCGUUGGAUGCGAGCGUAGAAGAGGAUCUCGCUGCGCUGAUGACAGAAUGUGUGUUACUGACGGAUGUGAUCGAACGAGUUGGGCUUGAUGCGGAUCAAGAAAGUGACAACUACUCGGAGGCUGAAGCCCAAUACCACCAUCAGCGUCUCUGGCUUGCUGUGUCAAGCGUGCAGAGUUUAUUGCUCGUCAUCCCAACUGCGACAAAGAGACACGAGCUCUAG
Molecule: messenger RNA, 927 nt
Organism: Plasmopara halstedii
Lineage: Eukaryota; Oomycota; Peronosporomycetes; Peronosporales; Peronosporaceae
Product: major centromere autoantigen b
Exons: 5
Coding region: 1-927 (308 amino acids)
Source: RefSeq, a predicted model, not a curated record